Messenger RNA from Ruditapes philippinarum (Manila clam), 681 nucleotides. RefSeq lists its product as uncharacterized. Lineage: Eukaryota; Metazoa; Mollusca; Bivalvia; Venerida; Veneridae. The record is from RefSeq and is a predicted model, not a curated record. Gene Ontology annotation, molecular function: protein dimerization activity.
AAAAACAUUUUUUUAAAUUUCACUUUGGGAUUAUUUAUAGGAUACUUCCCUAGUUGGUAAUGAUUACAGUUGCAUAAAGACGAUGAUUAUUUACCAUUCGAUAAAAAUCUGAGUUAAAAAGAGGUUUUGCACUUCAAUUUUAAAACCCGAGCACCAUGGCACAUAAAAAUCAUGUUUCGCCUCUGCGUGAAAAGGGAAAUACAGAUCUUGAAUUUGGUGGUCCAAAAGUUUCAAGACCUGACUCUUCCCUUAAUAGACCAGGGAAGAAAUCGGAAAUUAUCAUAAAGGAACAAAAAGAAAAAGCUGAAAAAUUUGAAGCUUUUUACAAAAAGUUAGGUAAUCAAGUGAUUCCCGAAGAUAAGAGAAUUGAUUAUGUGUUGGUCUAUCCAAAAGUUAAUUUGAAAGAAAUCGAAGACGAGGAUGACCGUAAAGAGGUAGAGAGACAAAUUGAGCUCCGAGAAAAGUUUGAGUUUGCAAUGCACAAGGAGGGACUUAUGAAACAAAAGAUUGAAAUAGAUAAUUAUGUAUAUACAAAACUUCAUUGCCCAUUCAGAAGGUUGUGCGAAGAAGCAGAGGCAGUGUCACUGGAGAUGCCUUUAUUAGGGUGUGAAAGUGAACACAAAGAAGAAACGAAUCGUUGUACAGACUGGAUAACAAAACGUUUAGUAACAGAUAAUGAAG